UUCUACGAAAUACAAUCACAAAAAGUACUUUUGAAACCCUAGGAUUCUUUCACUGAUUCGUAUCUCGAAAUCUCCAGAUUCCACCUUCCCUUCCUCUCCGACGAUACCACAAAUUGCAAUCCCUUUCACCUUUUAUCUCCAUCACCAUCUCUCUUUCCGCCGUCGUUUGUUACCGCCUCAGUAAAUCGGUCGUCGCUGGCCACCAUCACUCACCUCUCACUCUGCUCAACACACAGAGGAGCUAAGUUAGCUUUCUUGGCUAGAGAUUUCCUGCUAUUUAGAGCUUCCAUCGCUCUUGCUUCCUUGAAAACAGAGGUGCCGAACACUUAUCUGAAUGGGAAGAUUGCUCAACGUUGACAACAAUUGAUUCAACAUAGGUAUAGACUUUUUUUGGACGUUUCCUGGAAAAUGGUGUUAGAAGAUGCAAAGAUUUGAUCCAAAGGUACCAUAGUUUGCUAACAUGCCAGAAAAUUCCGUGAAUCCGGCUGCUUUUGGGGACAAUACUAAAUCAGGACCUGACUUCUUUGGGUUGUAUAAGGGUGAGAUUGAUGCAUUACUGUCUCAAGAUGAUAAUCUUCUGCCCCAUCUCCCUCCAGUUUCUCAAUCAUCUAGAGACGUUAAAAGGGUGGUUAGAGAAAAAGGCUCGAUGAAGAAGAGUUGCCAAACUGAAGGAAAAAACACUAGUACUGGUUCUGCUCCCUUGUUUUCUAAUGGAAUAGGAGCUCUACUUUCGGAUUUCAAAAGGGAAAGAUUACAGUUGUUGAUCAACCAGAGUGCUUCUACUCUCACGCAAGAGAUAGAUGAGAUGGAGAAUCCUGUCCUUUCUGUUUGUCGGAUUCGUUCAUGCUUAAGCCACAAAGAAAAACUUCUAAGCUUGGAAGCGGCGGCAACACAUACGAUUGAUCAACCGCAGCACCCUGAAAAGAAGGCCAAAGUAAUUCCUGCAUGCGCGGAUUUGGAAAGUGAACAGAUCCAGCUCGAUGAUGAUUUGCGGUUUAUUUUAGAGCAUGAUAGCUCUAAGGUUAAGGAGCUCAUGGAGAGCUACACUACUGAAAUCUCCACCACGCUGCAGCACAUGGAGACGAAGCUCGAACAGAUUCUGGACAGUGUAAUGACCACCUGCAGGGUGAUGACACUUGCUGAGAAGCAAGAGCUUCGUACACGGAUUCAGAAGUUGCCAGCCAUGAGUCUGGACCGUGUUGUGGAAAUCAUUGAACAGGACAAUCCUUCACAGAAGUACUCGGGCAGCAUAUUGAAUGUUGAUCUCAGCGUAUUGGGCAAUGUCACGCUGUGGAGACUAUACUUUUACGUUGCGACUGUCGAAGCUGCAAGCCUACAAGUCCUCCAAUGAGGCAGAAAGGCUGAUGCCGAAAGUUUUUGAGGUUGAGCAUUUUUGGUAAUCCCUCGCAUUUUUGUGGAGUUGGUGUUUCAUACGUAGUUGUAAAUUUUCGAGAUAUAGAAUUUUGUCUGAUAAUGUACAGCUCAUGUUGGGUCCUAGUGCUGAAAACAUUGAAGCUCAUUUGUUGUGUUUUAUUUACAUGGUAUAUAACUUAGAGCAUCUCUAAGAGCAUUUCAUGAUAAA
Salvia splendens (bonfire salvia) is the source of this 1582-nucleotide messenger RNA. RefSeq lists its product as uncharacterized. The record is from RefSeq and is a predicted model, not a curated record. Lineage: Eukaryota; Viridiplantae; Streptophyta; Magnoliopsida; Lamiales; Lamiaceae. The transcript is spliced from 9 exons. Bases 461 to 1351 code for a protein of 296 amino acids.